Gadus morhua (Atlantic cod) is the source of this 1610-nucleotide messenger RNA. RefSeq lists its product as uncharacterized. The record is from RefSeq and is a predicted model, not a curated record. Gene Ontology annotation, cellular component: precatalytic spliceosome. Bases 118 to 1326 code for a protein of 402 amino acids. NCBI's taxonomy places the organism in Eukaryota, Metazoa, Chordata, Actinopteri, Gadiformes, Gadidae. The transcript is spliced from 11 exons. Gene Ontology annotation, molecular function: double-stranded RNA binding; single-stranded RNA binding.
UUAAAAACAGGCAAACGCCACAGCUUCUAUUCGGGGUCCUUCAUUUACUGGUCUUUUCUAGCGUUGCUUUUCCACCGAAGGCUAGUAUUGUCGUUUUUUAAUUGCUGCUAAUACAGAAUGGGAGACGCCGACAUGCAGCCCGCCUCGCAACAACCACCCAGAGCCAAGAGGCCAUACGGGGUACAGAAACAGCAAAACAAGUUCAGGAAUGUUAAGAGAAAGCCGUUCCUGCAUUCGACUGACAUAGUGUUCACAAAAGGGACAGUCAUUAAGACCCUUCCCUCUCUCACCAUGCUGUUGACUGGAGUCAAUGAGCCCAUCAUUGGCCUUCAGUAUGUGUGGGAGUACCGUAGUCCCAGUAAAUCGGUACCGCCACACUAUCAGUGUAAAAUCUGCAAUGUGACCCGUCUACAGCACGACAUGCUGGCCCACGUCAAAGGCUGGAAACACAGUCUCAGAUAUAUGAAGCGGGCUCAUCCCACUAAAGUGACAGGUGACGAGGAAGAGGCCAUCAAAGACCCUUUGUUUAGGAAGAAAGUUAAAGAGGCAUCAGCUGAGGUGGCGAGCGCUGAGGGCAGCGGGAAACUCAAGGUGAUCCUUAAGGAGCCCUGUGAUGUCCCUGCGUUCCAAGGUCUCCGGACUGCUAUUCCCAAGCCUUUGCCUUCACCAGGAUCUAUGGGACCACCAGGCCCAUAUUUAGGUGGCAGGUUUUCUGACCCCAUGUUCCAAGGAGAAUAUCCCACUCAUGGAGGUCCUUUCCACAAUCCUUCCAUUGGUGACUAUGGAGAGCUGGACAUGGGAGGCUUCCCUAGCCGGCCGGACUACCCUGCCUCCAACAUGAACCUUAGACGUUUCCCAGACGAGAUGGGCCCUUCUUCCCACAGCGGGGGUGGAAAUGGUUUUUCAAUGGCUAGUAGAAGAGAUAGCAGUGGAUUGCUGGGAGACGGCCCUGGUCGAGGUUACAAAGAAGACUUUAGGGGGAACUCGAUGGGGAGCGGCCUAAUGGAGAGGCCAGCAGACAGACCAGAGGAGAGGCCGGGCCUCAUGGGAGCACACCCCGAGAGCGGCAGCCUGCCCUCCACAUUGCUCAGUUACCUAGAUACCUUUCGGAUAGAAAACGAGGACGAUGCCCAGAUUGUUCUGAAGGUGACCCAGAAGCUGACAGAUGUGCUGAUGGAGUACCGGCUCAGAAGUGUCUCUGGGGGUUCUACCACUCUCGGCAGUGCAUCAAGUUCUCAGAGGGUCUCCAAUCCUGGAGAACGCUACUCCGGAAAUUUCUUAGGUCCAUCCCGGUACUCUGGUGGUUCAUCAAGGUUUUACAACUGACCCUGCCUUCCACAGAAGAUGGUUCAUCGUUCCUCUUCAGUUCUUAGAUUUAUCUCAACCAUUUUUGUUUUGUUUUUUAAUAAUCCCUUGUGAAGAACUCUUUGAUGGGAGUGAAGAUUUUUAUUUUAUUUAAACUUGUAUCCCCAUGUGGAUAUAUACACACUCUGCUGUAGAUAAUAAAUCCACUGGACCAAAUGUGGAGUUUUGUGUGUUUUUCACCAAAAACGAUCUAAGUAUAAAAGUUGUCUACCAUUUGUAUUAAACUGUCAUUGCUGUAUAACUAA